CAUACACAGAAUUUUGGACAUUGUUAUUUCAUCAUGGCUACUCCUCAGGUUAAGCGCUAUGUCAUUGUUGGCAUGGGCGUUCGCUCCGCUAUGUACUACCAAGCUAUCAUCCAGGACUUCAAAGAUGUCGCCAAGCUUGUUGGAAUCUGCGAUACGAACCAAACUCGCAUGGACGUAGCAAACGAGCACAUCGUCGAACUCGGCGGUGAAAAAGUGCAAACGUACAAGGACACAGAGUUUGACAAGAUGGUCCAAGAGCAGAAAGCCGAUGUUGUCAUCGUCACGACAAUUGAUCUUUUCCAUCACCAUUAUUGCAUUAGAGCAAUGGAGCUAGGCUGCGAUGCCAUCACGGAAAAACCAAUGACUAUCGAUGAGCAUAAACUCCAAGCUAUGAUUGACGCAGAGAAGAAGACGGGGAAACAAGUCCGUGUUCUUUUCAACUACCGGUAUGCGCCGCAUCAUACUAAAGUUCGAGAACUCAUCGACUCUGGCGUCAUUGGCGAGAUUUCAACAGUACACAUGGACUGGAUUCUCGACUGUGCACACGGCGCAGAUUUUAUGCGACGUUGGCAUCGACAUAAAGAAACUAGUGGUGGCAUUCAGAUGCACAAGUCAAUCCACCAUUUCGACCUUGUGCAUUUCUGGCUCAACACUGAGCCUGAGCUUGUUUACUGCCUUGGUGAUCUUCGUUUCUACGGCAAAGAAAACGCUGAGAGGCGUGGGGAGAAGAAUCUCGGUGAACGGUAUCAGAACAAUGAGAAUGCAAAGAACGACCCUUUUGCGUUCCAGCUUGAUGAGAAUGAACGCAUGAAGAAGUUGUAUCUUGACGCUGAGCAUGAAGAUGGUUAUAUCCGAGACAGGAACUGUUUUGCAGAGGGUAUCACCAUCGAGGAUAACCUCUCCAUGAUCAUCAAGUACAAGAACCGCGCCGUCAUGACAUACAACACAUACGCCUACGCCCCAUGGGAAGGAUAUCGCUGUGUCUUCAACGGCAGCAAGGGACGUAUCGAAGUCAACGUCGUUGAGAGCGGGUACAACCCCCUCGGCGAUCCCGUAACGAAGGACGCUUCGGGAGAGGACGAGAAGUACAUCCAGGGCGGUGUCGAGCAGACCAAGAUUGUUGUUUAUCCCCUGUUUGAUAAGCCGUAUGUUGUGGAUGUUGUGAAGCAGGAGGGCGGUCAUGGAGGAGGUGAUCCUGUUCUGUUGAAGGAUGUUCUUUUGGGGGGUGAGGUUGAUAAUUUCAAGAGGGCUGCUAAUAUUCGGGAUGGAGGGAAUGCGGUUUUGGUGGGUGUUGGGGCGAAUCAUAGUAUGAAGAGUGGUAUGCCUGUUAAGGUUCAAGAGUUGGUGAAGUGGUAGUUGCAG
Molecule: messenger RNA, 1362 nt
Organism: Fusarium oxysporum Fo47
Lineage: Eukaryota; Fungi; Ascomycota; Sordariomycetes; Hypocreales; Nectriaceae
Product: Gfo/Idh/MocA family protein
Exons: 1
Coding region: 34-1356 (440 amino acids)
Molecular function (GO): nucleotide binding
Source: RefSeq, a predicted model, not a curated record